AUGACACCGCCUCAGCGAAGCGAUAGCAACUGUAUCGCAGAGGAUGAUGAAACCGGCAGCUUGAGAGCGACGGGUCAUGCUCAUCAUCUUUUCCAUAGCAGUCGGGGUAGAGUUGUCGGUUUCUCUAUAGCUGCUCAUUUUAUCGGUACAACUCAGAUAUUUCAGGCACUAGUUCUCCACACUACUCUGCCUCAAGACGUCGGUAAUACUCCGGUGAAACCGCUAUGUAAAGGCGGCACAUAUGAUGAGGAGUACAUUCAUGACUACGUCGUCCAAUCCAUCAACGGUCACCGCUAUAAACUGUUAAGAGGAACUGAACUAAAUGGACCGUGGAAUGGAAAAGGAUAUGGAAAGAAGUUCCCGCUAGCAAAAACCAUGAAUAAAUUAGAGUACAACUGCAACCUCGAAAAGAAGGCUUUUGCUCUGUUGGAUAAGUCGUGUUCAACGAACACUCCUACCGGUCCAAAUGGAACGGCAGCCUUAUUCUACCACAUUGAUAUAGACUUCGACGAUCCUGAACUGUUCUCAGCUAUUUGGGAAUGGAGUGAGAAGAUCCGUGAAUUUGCGGUUAGUGAUGACGCUAUUACCAAGAAGCAAGUUGUGUACAAGGACAAGGACAGGAAUUUGUAUGAGUAUUUGAACCUAAUGAGAACAGCCAUCUCUAAAAUUGGAUGUGCAGAUAUAACUUGCAGAAAUGGAGAUUUGAGAAAAUAUAGAGCGGUUUGCCUGAUCAAUAAAGAUCCCCUCAAGGAUGGUGAUGUCGUCUUCAAAGCUGGAUUAGGCGGUUGCAAAAAUGGGGAGACGUGCCGAAAUGGGGUCUGCGAUGAGUUCGGAUUAUGUGAUUUGAGCAAAAAGGCUCCGUGA
Molecule: messenger RNA, 864 nt
Organism: Necator americanus (New World hookworm)
Lineage: Eukaryota; Metazoa; Nematoda; Chromadorea; Rhabditida; Ancylostomatidae
Exons: 7
Coding region: 1-864 (287 amino acids)
Source: RefSeq, a predicted model, not a curated record